AUGAAGACGUUUGUGCUGUUGAGCUGUUGUUUGGUUCUGGCUUCCGCCCGACCGGAAGCAGGAUACUCAUACAAUCGUCCAUCAACUGGCGGCUCGCACGGCGGCGGUGGUGGCGGCGGCGGCGGCUACUCGUCCGGCGGUGGUUCCUUCACAUCCGGCGGCGGUGGUGGAUACAGCGGUGGCGGUGUUGGCGGAUUCUCGUCCGGUGCCGGUGCCAGCUUCGGUGGCAGCGCCGGAGGAUUCGGAGGAUCCUCGUUCAGCUCGAGCGGUGCCGGUAGCUUUGGCGGUGGCGUUAGCAGCUUCGGCGGUGGUUCGUUUGGCGGCGGCUCGUUCGGUGGUUCCCAGCAAGCCAUCAUCCAGAAGCACAUCUACGUGCACGUCCCCCCGCCAGAGCCGGAGGAAGUUCGCGUCCAGCGCCCGAUCCAGCUGGCCGCCCCGCAGAAGCAUUACAAGAUCAUCUUCAUUAAGGCACCGUCGGCACCAUCGUACCAGGCACCGCAGAUCCCGAUCCAGCCCCAGAACGAAGAGAAGACGCUCGUGUACGUGCUGGUGAAGAAGCCGGACGAACAGCAGGACAUCGUUAUCCCGACGCCCGCCCCGACGCAGCCCAGCAAACCGGAAGUUUACUUCAUCAAGUACAAAACGCAGAAGGAGUCGGGCGGUGGUGUGUCGGGUGGUUUCGGAAGCGGUGCUGGUUUCGGUGGCGAUCUGGGCGGCGGUCUCGGUGGUGGAGAUUUGGGCGGCCAUGGUUCGCUGGUGGGUGGCGAUCUCGGUGGACACGGUGGUGGCCAUGGAGGUGAUCUGGGCGGUCAUGGAGGUUCGGGUGCUUCGGCACCGGCUGCCCAGUACGGCCCACCUGGAAAGUCUGGCCCGUACUAA
Anopheles maculipalpis is the source of this 879-nucleotide messenger RNA. RefSeq lists its product as uncharacterized. Lineage: Eukaryota; Metazoa; Arthropoda; Insecta; Diptera; Culicidae. The transcript is spliced from 2 exons. The coding region runs from base 1 to 879 and encodes 292 amino acids. The record is from RefSeq and is a predicted model, not a curated record.